Caenorhabditis angaria is the source of this 1577-nucleotide messenger RNA. The record is from the annotation of a GenBank genome assembly. Lineage: Eukaryota; Metazoa; Nematoda; Chromadorea; Rhabditida; Rhabditidae.
AUGAUUUUUGUUCUGUGUUUGACAUUAUUCGUCAUAUUCAUAUUUCACCAAUUUUAUUGGCGUCGACGAAAUCUUCCGCCAGGUCCAAUGCCAUGGCCAUUAGUCGGAAAUUUUGCGUCAUUAUUUUAUCCCUCGCCAGGAUAUGCGGCUUUUAAUCGAUGGACUAAACAAUACGGAGAUGUCUAUACUUUUUGGCUGAGUUCUACUCCUUAUAUUAUGAUUAACUCGUAUGAACUUAUGAAAGAGACAUUUGUGAAAGAUGGUGACACUUAUGUUGGAAAGAAAACACAACCUAUGAAUAUUGAACUUCGUGGUGGGAGCUAUGGUGUGAUUGAUACGAAUGGUGAAGUUUGGAGGAAUCAUCGAAGAUUUGCGUUGAUGAAUUUACGAGAUAUUGGAUUGGGUAAAGAUUUGAUGCAGGAGAAGAUUUUGAUUGAGGUGGAAGAUAUGUUCAAAGAUUUUGAUUCGACGAUCGGAAGUAUUGAAGAAAUUGAUAUUCCAUUGAGAUUUUAUAAUGGAGUUGUGAAUGUUAUCAAUCAAGCCACCCUUGGUUAUCGUUUCGAUAGUGUAAGUUGAAAUGUUAUCAGCAAUUGUGAUCCUUUUUCUAUUCAGGAAAAUUAUCAUGAGUUUACUAAACUCAAAGGCUUGCUUGAAUUCCAAGAUGAAGCAUUCAACGAUCCAAUAGUGAUGAUCCAGGCAUUCGUUCCAAUCCUUGGCAAAUUAUUUCCGAAUCGUAGCAUUCAAAAAAUUCUAGAUGGAUUCAAAGAGGACUUCUAUGGAUUUUUCAACGAGGAAAUUGAGAAAAAUAGAAAGAAAAUUGAUUUUGAUUCGGAGGAAAGUGAUAAUUAUUGUGAGGCUUAUUUGAAAGAACAAAAGAAGAGAGAAGCUGAAGGUGAUUUCGAAAGUUUUUCAAAUAAACAACUCUCUAAUAUGAUUCUUGAUCUUUGGUUUGCUGGAUUAGUCACAACUACAACUACUAUCUCAUGGGCAAUAACUUAUUUUUUGCAUAAUCCAGAAGUUCAGGAAAAAAUUUAUGAAGAACUUGAUAGAGUUAUUGGUGGCGAAAAACUUAUCACAACUUCGGAUAAAAAUGAUCUUCCAUAUAUGAAUUCAUUUAUAAAUGAAUCUCAAAGAUGCGCAAAUAUAAUUCCAAUUAAUUUAUUACACGAAACAACAAGAGAUACAGUAAUCAAUGGUUGGGCAGUAAAAGCUGGAACUGGAGUGAUUGCUCAGAUUAGUACAGUUAUGAUGGAUGAAAAACUAUUCCCAAAUCCUGAAAAAUUCGAUCCUUCACGAUAUAUUGAUAAAGAAACUGGGAAGUUCAAGAAAAUCGAUGAAGUUCUUCCAUUUUCAAUUGGAAAACGACAAUGUUUAGGAGAAGGAUUAGCAAGGAUGGAACUAUUUUUAUUCAUUUCAAAUUUCCUAAAUCGAUACAAGGUAAGCUUUCGAAGCAGAAUUUCUAGAAAUAUGAUAAUUUACAGAUAAAAGUCAACGAACUUCCAUCAAUCGAUAAAAGCAAAGAAACAACAGUUACACCAAGAAAAUUCAACGGGUUCGUCACUCGACGAUAUUUGUAA